Molecule: messenger RNA, 489 nt
Organism: Pieris macdunnoughi
Lineage: Eukaryota; Metazoa; Arthropoda; Insecta; Lepidoptera; Pieridae
Source: the annotation of a GenBank genome assembly
AUGGGGUUUAGGACUAAAAAAAUAUUAUUCAUUGGUGUCAGGAACUCUUACUGUUGCAUUUGUGCUGUAGCUGCAAAGGGGAAAACUGAAGUUCCUGCUCAUAAAUGUUAUAAAAAUUGGUUUGGCCCUUCAACUCAAAUGGAAACUGAUGCGAUCGUAGAGGGAUUCAAAAUUAGUGUUAGUAUGCAUGGACUUAAAUAUACAAAAUUGAUUGGCGAUGGUGAUAGCAGCGUGUGUAAUGCUUUGAAAGAUGCAAUUCCCUAUGGACCAAAUGUCUAUAUAAGUCUCUAUAUAAGUAAAAUUGAAUGCUCCAAUCACUUGAUGAAGAAUUACUCAAAUAAGUUGAGGAAAAUUGUAAAAAAGUGCGAAAAGAGGAACGGACCAGUACCUGUCACACUACGCAAAACACUGAGAUUAGAUCUAGAUUAUCUUCUUAGAUCGUCGUAUAUGUUGACGAAUUGUCCUUUCUUUCAGCGAUCGGCUAAAUAA